CCACUAUCUACGUUAUUAAUUGUUUCAGAAGAUGAGUACAGCAAAGGAAAAUUGUCCACCAUCUCCAGGUAAAGUCAGAAGAUGCAAUGCAGCUUUUGGAGAAGAACUUUUUUCGCAAUAUAACCAAAAUACCUGCGAAUGCAUUAAUUUAAAAAUGCAGUUAAAAAAAUUAGAAGAAAAAAUCGUAAAACAAAAUCAGGCAAUUAUGGACGUCUUGGCAUCACAUUCAGUAUUGCUAAAUAAAAUCUAUAAAAAUGAAACGAUGCCAACCGAAGUGUCAACUGUUUUCCCGAUAAAAACGGUGGAAGAAUUAGAGAAACUGAAUAACGGUAUAUCUGAGGAGGAUAUGUAA
This is a messenger RNA of Hermetia illucens (black soldier fly), 352 nucleotides long. RefSeq lists its product as uncharacterized. The coding region runs from base 32 to 352 and encodes 106 amino acids. Lineage: Eukaryota; Metazoa; Arthropoda; Insecta; Diptera; Stratiomyidae. The record is from RefSeq and is a predicted model, not a curated record. The transcript has 3 exons.